GCACAAACUGUCAUGUGAUAGAAGGAGUUUUGGUAUAUGAACAGUAACUUAUAAAAAUGCUGAGGGCGAAAGGACUGUGGUUUUUUUGGUGGUAAAGAACUGAACAGUAGAAAGAAUGGUAGUCUUCAAAAUUAUUACACCCUCUGAACGAACGCAAGAUAAAACAGAAGUGACUCGAUGGGCUGUGAAGGACGAUUGGUGUGAACGGAUUUGGGAUGAGUUCAUCAAACUAUUGCAGAGGAUUUUCAACACAAAAUCUUCAAGAUUCUUCAUUUCAUGGUAUGACGGCACAGACUACUGCACUGUUCGAGAGUUCGCAGAUCUGUCACAGGCCGUAGAAUUCUUCACUGAGGAAGGUUCACAGGACAAAGCAAUACGGCUGUUUGUUUCACCAGAUACAACGGAACACAAAACUAUUUUUGGCGAAAAGCCCACUGAGGACAAGGAAGAGGAAGAGGUUGAAAAUGAUACUUGUGUAGUUGAAAGUUAUGAACUAUUGGAAACUCAAGAUAUACAAGAAACUGAAGAGGAACAAACCCCGGAGCAACCUACUCAGGCAGAAGAAGUGGAAGAAUGUCUGGCUAGAACCACGCUUGAUGAAGGUGGGGAUAGUAAUGAGGUACCUACACAAACACACAUGCCCGCUCCUGCUCCAGUGCCAACGCCAGCUUACCCAGCAAUGCCUAUGUACCCUUACAUGUAUACGAUGAACACAGUUGGUCAGCCAAUAAUGUAUCCUCAGUGGCCUGUGCCACCAGUUGUUCCACCACUAGCUCCAGUGCCUGUUCCUGCUGUGGCUCCCAUAGCUGAACCAGAACAGAACGAUCAAGAAACCAGCACAUUCAGCGGAGCAUCUGCACUACCACCGGUUCCGGCGUCCGCACAAGCGCCAGUGCCACUGCCGGAACCAGCGCCAGCACCAGCACCAGCACCAGAACCAGCGCCAGCUCCAAUGCCUGCACCAACGCCAAAGCCCAAAAAUGAUCCUGCUUACCCCACCAAAUUACCAGUCUGUCCAGGAGGGAAUAAGUCAAACUCAAAGACCAGUUAUGUGCGUAAGGCUUUGGUAAUCCUUCGCCAGCUGGGUUUCCAACAAGAUGACAGGACCUUGAAAAAGCUAAUCAAGCAACAUAAGGGUAACCUGAAUGCUAUUAUUGAUGCACUGUCGAGUAAUUGUUGACACGAAGUGAAAACAAAACGGUGAUUUGAAGUUAGUGACUGAUUUUAAUCACUGGACACUAUCUAACUUAGCUACUACGCAUCGUUCAUGUGGUAAAUCAUCUCAGCUUACCUCACAUUCAAAGCAUCCACCUGUUUAAUUGAUCGCUUAUGCAAACUUUAAUAUUUCCUCGGAAAUAAACUUUCUGGAAG
This is a messenger RNA of Opisthorchis viverrini, 1371 nucleotides long. RefSeq lists its product as hypothetical. Lineage: Eukaryota; Metazoa; Platyhelminthes; Trematoda; Opisthorchiida; Opisthorchiidae. The transcript is spliced from 2 exons. The coding region runs from base 116 to 1180 and encodes 354 amino acids. The record is from RefSeq and is a predicted model, not a curated record.